Molecule: messenger RNA, 426 nt
Organism: Caenorhabditis remanei
Lineage: Eukaryota; Metazoa; Nematoda; Chromadorea; Rhabditida; Rhabditidae
Exons: 4
Coding region: 1-426 (141 amino acids)
Molecular function (GO): protein binding
Source: RefSeq, a predicted model, not a curated record
AUGGCCAACCGCACCACUGCCGGAGGAAUCGGAUUCGCUGUCCGUCAAAAGCAAGAAUCCAAAUUCAUCAAGGAGGAAGCUGCUCUUCUUCUCGAAUGGAUCAAGAAGGUUUCCGGAGAGAACAUCUCCACUUCUGGAGAACGUGACAACUUCCACAAUCUCCUUAAGGACGGAACCCUCCUUUGCAAACUUGCCAAUGGACUUGAAGCCGGAUCAGUGAAAAAGGUUCAGAAGCCAAUCUCAACCUUCGCUUGUAUGGAGAACAUCAACGCCUUCGUCGAGUUCGCCAAGAAGCAAGGAGUUCCAAAUGAGGAGACGUUCCAAUCUGUUGAACUCACCGAAGGACGUGAUCUCUUCUCUGUUUGUAUUACUCUUCUCUCCCUCGGAAGAAUCCUCCAAAAGGCCGGAAAGAGCCAUCCAUUCUAG